Messenger RNA from Phaethon lepturus (White-tailed tropicbird), 2845 nucleotides. It is a transcript of the gene MYO6, whose product is annotated as myosin VI. Gene Ontology annotation, molecular function: microfilament motor activity; ATP binding; actin filament binding. Gene Ontology annotation, cellular component: actin cytoskeleton; ruffle; endocytic vesicle. The transcript has 23 exons. Lineage: Eukaryota; Metazoa; Chordata; Aves; Phaethontiformes; Phaethontidae. The annotation marks the transcript as partial. The record is from RefSeq and is a predicted model, not a curated record. Gene Ontology annotation, biological process: actin filament organization; inner ear auditory receptor cell differentiation; endocytosis.
GCGGCGCUGCUGGGCCUGGACCCGGAGGACCUGCGCGGUAGCCUCACCACGCGCGUGAUGCUCACCACGGCAGGGGGCGCCAAAGGAACGGUCAUCAAGGUACCCUUGAAAGUGGAACAAGCAAACAAUGCUCGUGAUGCCUUGGCUAAAACUGUAUAUAGUCAUCUGUUUGACCAUGUAGUGAACAGGGUAAACCAGUGUUUUCCAUUUGAAACUUCUUCUUUCUUCAUUGGAGUUCUAGAUAUAGCUGGUUUUGAAUACUUUGAACACAACAGUUUUGAACAAUUCUGUAUUAACUACUGUAAUGAGAAACUGCAGCAGUUUUUUAAUGAAAGGAUUCUGAAAGAGGAACAAGAACUUUACCAAAAAGAAGGCCUGGGUGUUAAUGAAGUGCGCUAUGUAGAUAAUCAGGACUGUAUAGAUUUGAUUGAAGCAAAAUUAAUAGGUGUACUGGAUAUUUUGGAUGAAGAAAAUCGUCUUCCCCAACCAAGUGACCAGCAUUUUACUUCAGUUGUGCACCAAAAACACAAGGACCAUUUCAGACUCUCUAUUCCUAGAAAGUCUAAAUUGGCUGUUCACAGAAAUAUCAGAGAUGAUGAAGGCUUUAUUAUCCGACAUUUUGCAGGAGCAGUGUGCUAUGAGACGAUGCAAUUUGUGGAAAAAAACAAUGAUGCUUUGCACAUGUCCCUUGAAUCUCUUAUAUGUGAAUCCAAGGACAAGUUUGUUCGACAGCUAUUUGAAUCUAACACUAACAACAACAAGGAUCCCAAACAAAAAGCUGGGAAACUUAGUUUCAUCAGUGUGGGAAACAAAUUCAAGACUCAGUUAAAUUUGCUUCUUGAGAAGCUUCACAGUACUGGGUCUAGCUUUAUUCGCUGUAUCAAACCUAAUUUAAAGAUGACAAAUCACCAUUUUGAAGGAGGACAGAUCCUCUCUCAGCUUCAGUGUUCAGGAAUGGUGUCUGUUCUGGAUUUGAUGCAAGGUGGUUUCCCUUCGCGAGCUUCGUUUCAUGAACUAUAUAAUAUGUACAAGAAAUACUUGCCUGAAAAAUUGGCUCGACUGGAUCCUAGGCUCUUUUGCAAGGCACUGUUUAAAGCCUUGGGACUGAAUGAAAAUGAUUACAAAUUUGGGCUAACCAAAGUGUUUUUUAGACCCGGCAAGUUUGCAGAGUUUGAUCAGAUAAUGAAGUCUGAUCCGGAUCACUUAGCAGAGCUAGUUAAACGAGUGAAUCGCUGGCUUAUCUGCAGUCGUUGGAAGAAAGUUCAAUGGUGUUCUCUCUCAGUGAUUAAAUUGAAAAAUAAGAUAAAAUAUCGAGCCAGUGCCUGCAUUAAAAUACAAAAGACUAUUCGUAUGUGGCUUUGCAAGAGAAAGCACAAACCACGCAUUGAUGGUCUGAUAAAAGUGCGCACGCUGAAGAAGAGACUUGAUAGAUUUAAUGAAGUAGUAAGUGCUCUGAAGGAGGGGAAGGCAGAGACAAGCAAGCAGGUGAAGGAGCUGGAGUAUUCUAUUGAUGCUUUGAUGACCAAAAUUAAGACCACUAUAAUGACUAGGGAACAGAUACAGAAAGAAUAUGAUGCUCUAGUUAGAAGCUCAGAGCAGCUUCUGAGUGCACUGCAGAAGAAGAAACAGCAAGAGGAGGAAGCAGAGAGGCUACGACGCAUCCAGGAGGAGAUGGAAAAAGAAAGAAAGAGACGUGAAGAGGAAGAACAACAACGAAGGAAAGAAGAAGAGGAAAGACGUCUGAAAUCUGAGAUUGAAGCAAAGAGAAAACAGGAGGAAGAAGAGAGGAAAAAGAGGGAAGAGGAAGAAAAGCGUAUUCAGGCUGAAAUUGAGGCUCAGCUAGCUAGAGAACGAGAAGAGGAAACCCAGCACCAGGCAGUGCUUGAACAGGAACGUCGUGAUCGUGAACUUGCAAUGAGAAUUGCCCAGAGUGAGGCAGAACUCAUCAGUGAUGAGGCUCAGCUUGAUUUAGGACUGCGCAGAGCCAAUGGAACAAAGCUGCAAAUGACUGCGGAACAAAUGGCCACAGAAAUGUCAGAAAUAUUGUCUAGGGGUCCUUCAGUUCAAGCCACGAAAGCUGCUGCUGGUACUAGGAAGCAUGAUCUCAGUAAGUGGAAAUAUGCAGAGCUCCGCGAUACAAUCAAUACCUCCUGUGAUAUUGAACUGUUGGCGGCUUGCAGAGAGGAGUUUCACAGAAGGCUAAAGGUAUAUCAUGCUUGGAAGUCCAAGAAUAAGAAACGGAAUGCAGAAGCAGAACAGCGUGCUCCCAAAUCAGUCACAGACUAUGCUCAACAGAACCCAACAACCCAGCUACCAACCAGACAACGAGAGAUUGAAAUAAACAGACAACAGCGUUACUUCCGCAUUCCCUUCAUCCGUCCCGCGGACCAAUACAAAGAUCCCCAGAACAAGAAGAAGGGUUGGUGGUACGCGCAUUUUGAUGGGCCAUGGAUUGCUCGACAAAUGGAACUUCAUCCUGACAAGGCACCCAUUCUCCUUGUAGCGGGUAAGGAUGAUAUGGAUAUGUGUGAGCUUAACCUUGAAGAGACUGGCUUAACUCGAAAACGAGGUGCUGAAAUUUUGCCGAGACAGUUUGAAGAAAUUUGGGAGCGCUGUGGAGGUAUCCAGUAUCUUCAAAAUGCAAUUGAAAGCAGACAAGCUCGUCCCACGUACGCUACAGCUAUGCUGCAGAACCUGCUGAAAUAAAUUUUGCACAGUAGCGUUCGAGCUGAGAACCCUUGCCCGUGAUACAAAGGGAAGAGUUCCUCUGUGCAACAGAGGACGUAAACAUUCCGUAAUCAUAUUAGAGAUGUUUAAUAUAAAGUGAACAGAUUUUAUUAAUCAU